Molecule: messenger RNA, 2160 nt
Organism: Eurypyga helias (sunbittern)
Lineage: Eukaryota; Metazoa; Chordata; Aves; Eurypygiformes; Eurypygidae
Product: chromosome unknown open reading frame, human C18orf63
Exons: 12
Source: RefSeq, a predicted model, not a curated record
AUGAAUGACAGCAGGCACCAGGCUCUGUUCUUUGUCAGUCUGCCAGAGCUACAAAAACUCUGUGCUGCUACAGUAACACUAAGUUCUCAGAUACCAGAAGCUGAGGCAAGGAGUACACAGAUAAAGAUUUGCAGACAGUUAUUAUUCCUGCAUCAAGACAUCCUUUCUGCACCUGUUAUUGGAACACUAAAUCAAAUUUCAGUUGUAAUGGCGAUACCAUUUUACAAGUCAGGGGUAUGUCAAGCCCACAUAAAGACACAAGGAGCUACUCUGGAAGCACCACAACCAGUUAGUCCAGCCAUUCUCCAAACCUGUCUGUCCUACACACUUACAGCCAGACUUGCACCCAGGUGGAACAAGGCUGGUCAUCUCUUGGUGCAAGGAAAAGAUUUCUUGUCUCAUUCAGGAAGGCAAAACGCUGUUGUUCUAGACCUCAACGUAUCAGAGAGACAGCUUUGCAUCAGUGUGGAGGCUUGCUCAAUUCGGUUGCCACCCCCUGAGCUGGAAGAUUUUGAUAUUUCAGCAAACACCUUAAAGCUGUUUGACAGCAAUGAAAAUACAGUUAUUCACCAACAUUCCAUAUUAAGUAGCUGGUGCUAUGUUUUGCCAAGCAUGAAAAUGGGUCAAAUCAUAAACAUCAGCCACCUAAUUCCUCCAGAAUCUCCUUUCCGUUCAUAUAAGGAAUUUCAGAUGCACUGGAAGAAUCUGUAUGGAUAUAUUCUUCCGGAGGAUCUUGAAGAGACAAAAAUAUACUUCAGUGUUUACUUCAAGCCAAUAGGAGAAAUGUUCUUCACGUACCCUUUAAUUUGCAUUCGAAGUCAGCCAGCGCAGUAUUUCCAUAGAACAGAUUCAGAAAGGGUGUUGCACUCUUUUCUCUCUGACAUGAAGUGUAAUCUUUCACAUCUAUGCGGAUUUCCAGUAAAGAUGACAAGUAAAGCACUUUAUGCCACACAGGAACUCUCCAGGGCUCCGGAAAUUAAAUCUAAGCAUAUGAAAUUGGCCGAUGAGAGGGUUUGCGUGGUAUCUCUAAUGCAGGCUCCUCCGAGGAAACGGACUUUGCCUGGAAAUUCUUCACCGUGCAGUAUGGAAAGCAGCCACUGGAUGGAGCGUUUGAUCAAAGAGCCAGACACACACUCUUUUUCGAGCAGCAGGAAGGGUGCAGGAAAGGUUAGCCUUCAAGCAGCAAAGAAAUCAAUGAAUAAUAGGCAAAUACGAGGAAUACCAGAAUUACCGGUUGUGAAAUCUUUAGGAAUGCCUGUAAAUUCAUCCUUUGAACUCCCCUCCCCAAAAGUCAGCAAAAUUAUACCAAUUUUCAAAGGAAAGUUGAUGCAAAUGAACGGAAAUACACAAAUGGAUAGGAAGAAAAAAGAAAAUUAUGAAAGACAUUCAGCAGUAAAAAUUAUGGGUGUUUCAUCUUCUUUGCUAACUGUGUACAAAUCCAGCGUAACUCAGGUUUACAAGCCUGCUCAAAAUAUGUCUGUCAAAAAUCCUACUGAUAGCAGUGUACUUCAGGUAACGAAUGCAAAAACGUACGCAAAACGUGGCACACCUGUAUUUCGAUGGAAAACGCAGUCUAGUGGACAAAUGACUCAUUCUAAAUUUUUUGAUAACUCAGCCUCAGGUGGGAAUUCAAGUGGAGUCAAACAGAAAAAGGCAGAUUCUCCUUCCUUUCUUAAGAAUGUUGGGUCACCACUUCAGAAAUCAAACAUCGAUCCGAGUCUGAACACAUACACAUCUCCUACUACCAGUGCAAGAAGGGGAAAAAAGUUUGCACGUCAAAAUACGACGCAAGUUCUUGAGAAACAACAGCAGUCAAAGAUAGUACCUUUGCAGAUUUGUAAAUUAGACAAUGAAAUGACAAAGUUUGGUUUAUCACAGCCACAAACAAAGAGAUCAAAUGGAGGAGCGGGGUUAAAUAUUCAUGAAUCUGUCUUAAACAAUACGACGUGCAUCCCCAAAAGUGAAGAAAAUAAAGCAGCAUGCCAUUCUAAGGAGUAUAUUGCUAAGACAACCGGUUCUCACUCCAAGUCUAACUUUGAACAGAUGAUUACAGGGAGUGAGUAUCUGACAUGUGAAACCCAGACCUCAAAAGCAACUCCCUCAAUCACAGAGACCAACAUGGAAGCAUCUGUAAAGAAAGGUUGUGCCAGAAGAAGACAG